Gaeumannomyces tritici R3-111a-1 is the source of this 1379-nucleotide messenger RNA. RefSeq lists its product as hypothetical. NCBI's taxonomy places the organism in Eukaryota, Fungi, Ascomycota, Sordariomycetes, Magnaporthales, Magnaporthaceae. Gene Ontology annotation, molecular function: transcription coactivator activity. Gene Ontology annotation, biological process: regulation of transcription by RNA polymerase II. Gene Ontology annotation, cellular component: mediator complex; core mediator complex. The transcript has 2 exons. The coding region runs from base 142 to 1131 and encodes 329 amino acids. The record is from RefSeq and is a predicted model, not a curated record.
CCCAUCUCCGGUGCCCGCUUGCCUCAAAUUCGAAGCAUUUAAUAAGGUCGCGCCUCUUUGUCCACCUGCCUCAAUCCCACUCGUCUACCCAGGUGUCGCGACAAGGCCCGACCGACCGACCGACCGACCGCCGCUGCCGCCAUGGACAACAAGACGGAGCAGCUGCUGGACGAGAUCCAAUGGAGCUCGCCGCAGUCGGUGGUCAACUUCCAGGGCAUCCACUCCAACUCGGUGCUCUACUACCUUGCUGAGUCGCCCUUCUUCGACCGCACGUCCAACAACGCCGUCGUGUUCAACCAGGCCGUGCGCAACCAGUCCAUGCUCCACAUCGUCGCCACGCGCGAGGCCUUCGAGGGCCGCCUGCGCGAGAUGGCCGGGCUCGAGUACAUGGUCGCCCAGGAGCCCGCCGAGACGGGGCCCGGCGCCGGCACGGGCGUCUGGGUCAUCCGCAAGCAGACCCGCAGGAAGGUCAAGGCCGCCGACGGCACCCCGCUGCCCGACGAGCUCGAGGUGCACGCCGACUACUUCGUCAUGGGCGAGAACAUCUACAUGGCCCCGUCGCUGUCCGACGUUCUGAGCUCCCGCAUCGCCACAAUAUCUUCCGCCAUAAGCAAACUAUUCCCCGCCGUUUCCGCCAUACAGACGUGGACCCCGGCGCUGGGCCACGGCUACGCCACCCCCGCCGCCGCCGCCGCCGCCCCGCGACCCCGCGGCCUCGAGUCCAAGGAGCCGACGCCGAUGCCCGACAGCCUGACGCCGGCGGCGGGCGCGGGCGCCGCGUCCAAAGCGCCGCCGCCGUCGGCAAGGACGGAGCGGUCGGCGCCCGACGCGCGCAUGGCUGAGGAGGCCUUCGCCAUCCACACGCGCUACGGCGGCGAGUACAUGGACGAGAACCCCAUCACGGGCAAGCCCGGCGAGUUCCACCUGUCGUCCACAGGCCGCAAGGACAAGCUUACCGUGCCCGUGCUCGGCGGGCCUGGGGGCGCCGCCGUCUCGCUCCCCGUGCUCAAGACACUGCCCGACAGCAGCCCGCUCAGCAAGGACAUCAAGCCCGAGAAGGCGGCCAAGGCGGGCGGGCCCCCCAAGCCCAAGAGGCGCAAGAGCAAAGGCGGCACCACUACGCCGUCCUAGGAGAAUGGCUCCAAGCGGCCCAAGGCCGCCAAGCGGCCGAGGAAGGGGGAACGCACCUAGAAAGGGUUGGCAGCGGCACCCGUCACUAAGUAGGUUCAUUUUCUGUCAUUUCUUACCAGCGGUACUGUGGGCCCGGAUUCUGGCUUUCUCUGGCUUGUUUAUGAUACCCUUGGCAAUAGAAGUUUGGAGUAGAAAUAAAGACAACCCCAACAAACAGCAUGCAAUACACUAGCUCCUUGCUUCCAAAA